AUGAAUCAUCGACUUUUCCUAGUUUUCACAUUGAUUAUCACUUUUUGUAUAUUCUCGACAAUGGCUGAUAAAAAUCAAGAAAAACGGUAAGUGAAAAAAAUUGAAUAGAAAACAUUUUCGAAAUGAUAUUUAAAAAUUCAAAAAAAUGUUGGGUCACGUGGAAAUAAUUUUUUUCAUUACAUCAUUUCAUGAAAAUUUAAUUUGAAAUUAACUAUUCUAUUUUUAUUUUGGAUUAAAUAAAUAAAAAAUAUUUUUUAAACAACUUUUACGUGGAGGGAUUUCGUUAGAUUAUCAAAUGUGGUUUGAAAUUACAUUUCUGUAAUUUAUUUUUAUCAAGGUCUAGCGUAAUUAUAAUUUCAGUUGCGUGUCGAAACUGAAAUUAAAAUGUUUUCAUGAGAUACACCUCUUCGUAUUUUUCAAAUAAAUCAGAAUAAUAAUUACAGAAGUGCCACAAAUCAAGAACAACAAAAAAGUGAAAAAUCUGAACCUGAAGGUCCAGAAUAUAUUCGAGGAAGUAAUAUGAUUGGAGCUGGUCGCCAUAGACAUAAUCACAAAAAAACAACAGAAAAGGAUAACUUAAAACAAGAAAAUUAA
Molecule: messenger RNA, 594 nt
Organism: Caenorhabditis angaria
Lineage: Eukaryota; Metazoa; Nematoda; Chromadorea; Rhabditida; Rhabditidae
Source: the annotation of a GenBank genome assembly